AUGACCGCACGAUCCAGAUCCGCGGAGACACAAGAUCCACCCACCAAAUGGAGCUGCGCCUCCUGCGAUGCAAUCUUCCACCGGAUUGACCACUACAAGCGCCACAUCACUUCCCAUAGCGCAGACAAACCGUAUCAGUGCUCCUUCUGCGCCUCUCGCUACAGACGAGGCGACGUCCUUCGUCGACACUGGAAGACCUGUCCCGCGCGCCAUCAGGCCGGGUAUGAGAUCCCAGAGCCCCGAACAGGCGGCAAAGAACGACAUGCAUGCGAUGCAUGUGCGCGUCUGAAAAAGGCUUGUGAUGGGGGGAACCCGUGUCUAGAAUGUAGGAUCAAGGGAAGAGAGUGCACCUACCGGCGGGUUGAUGAGAGUAGUGAAGGGACGGUCGUGCAGAGCGAACGACUUCCAGAACCGCAGCUGGGCUCCGGGUCCGGAGAGGAUCCCGCUGCCCUGCCGUGGAGUUUAGGCCCGGGGAGCUUUUACUCGCUGGACGCUGCGAAAGAAAGUGCCUAUAGGUACUUGAAGUGA
Aspergillus aculeatinus CBS 121060 is the source of this 528-nucleotide messenger RNA. RefSeq lists its product as uncharacterized. The transcript has 3 exons. NCBI's taxonomy places the organism in Eukaryota, Fungi, Ascomycota, Eurotiomycetes, Eurotiales, Aspergillaceae. The record is from RefSeq and is a predicted model, not a curated record. Bases 1 to 528 code for a protein of 175 amino acids. Gene Ontology annotation, molecular function: DNA-binding transcription factor activity, RNA polymerase II-specific; zinc ion binding. Gene Ontology annotation, biological process: regulation of DNA-templated transcription.